Daphnia pulicaria is the source of this 2771-nucleotide messenger RNA. Its product is annotated as angiotensin-converting enzyme-like. The coding region runs from base 547 to 2619 and encodes 690 amino acids. Gene Ontology annotation, biological process: proteolysis. Gene Ontology annotation, cellular component: plasma membrane. NCBI's taxonomy places the organism in Eukaryota, Metazoa, Arthropoda, Branchiopoda, Diplostraca, Daphniidae. The transcript is spliced from 13 exons. Gene Ontology annotation, molecular function: peptidyl-dipeptidase activity; metallopeptidase activity. The record is from RefSeq and is a predicted model, not a curated record.
UACUCAAACAACUACUGCAGCAGCCAUGUUUGAGUUUUUACCACAGCUCUUGUAAAAACUACUUUGACUUAUUACUAGUCGGUACACGUGUAUUAUUAUAUACAGUCUGUCCGUCGUCGCCUUAGUCCUGUAUCCGCCGGUUGCUUAUUCACGUGAUACAACAACAACAACAAAGUCGAUUUCGUCCGCGUGAGUGUCAUUAAAAAACAAGUUGGGGGAAAUAUAGUCUGAGAGGGGUUGCUGAACCGCGGGGAUAAUAUGAACGACUCCCCAAGGUUAUCUUGGUAAAAUGUAUUCCCGUUGUUUGAUAUAGGCGCCGCUUUUGAAAUCGCUCGAGGGUCCCCCCCUCGGAAUAGUCAAAUAGUUUUUUGUUCUUUUCCCAACGUCAUCACGGCGACGACCGCCUCUAUACUGCUCAUUUGAAAACUUGUCUGUUGUUGUGCUGGUUCACGUUUACCCGACCGCGGGAGAGUGAAAGAAAACAACAUUCGCCACUUGUGUUCCAUUUUCGUUUCGUUUGGGCUGGUGGUCAGUCAAUCAGUCGGGAUGCGUUUACCUGCGUUCGUCGUGUUCGUGAUUUGUUGCUGUGCCGAUUUCAAUGUCGCCCAGGAUGUUUCGUCCCACCCGGACCAACUGACCGGCGGCUAUGCGGCCGGUGCUGAGCCCCGGUGGAAGAGGUCGAUCGUGCAAGAUGAGGCCCAUGCCCGCGAGUACCUGUCCACUCUUGACGUGAAAUCCUCCGACAUGUGUUACAAAUCCAACAUUGCCGAGUGGCAAUACGCCUCGGACAUAACCGACGAGAACCAACGACUUAAAUUGGAGCAGAGUUUGGUGGCCGCUCGUUUCGAGAAAGAUGCCUGGAAGAAUAUCACCAGUUUCAAUUGGGAGCCCUUCACUGACCCCGAUUUGAAACGCAAAUUCAAACUCUUGUCCGUUUUGGGCCCGUCUGCCCUGCCAGAGGCCAAACUCACGCAGUACCGCAAAUCAAUUGACGCCAUGGAGAAGAUUUACAGCACGGCCAAAAUCUGUUCCUUCGCCAAUCCGGGCGAUUGCGGAAUGAAUCUCGACCCGGAAAUUACGGAGAAAAUGAGCAAUAGUCGCAACUUUGACGAGUUGAAACACGUUUGGCAACAGUGGCACGAACAGAGUGGCGGCAAAAUGCGUCAACAUUACGAGAAAUUCGUCCAACUCAGCAACGAAGCCGCUCAGAUGAACAAUUUCAGCGACACGGGAGCUUAUUGGCUGCGUAAUUACGAGUCAGACACCUUCAAGGAAGAUAUCGAGGGCCUGUGGCAGACCAUCAAACCGUUUUACCUUCAACUUCACGCCUACGUCCGAGCCAAACUGCGGGCCCAUUACGGUGAAGACAAGGUGCCCAAGGAUCAGCCCAUACCUGCCCACCUCCUGGGCAACAUGUGGGCCCAAACGUGGGGCAAUAUCGACGACUUGGUCACGCCCUAUCCAGGGAAAACUUCCAUCGAUGUCACUCCUGAAAUGUUGAAGCAAGGCUACACUCCGAAGAAAAUGUUUGAAAUGUCGGAGGAAUUCUUCACCUCGAUGGGUUUGCUGCCGACUCCGCCGGAAUUUUGGAGCGGAUCCAUCAUCGAGAAACUGGCGGGCAAGGAGAUGGUGUGUCACGCUUCUGCUUGGGAUUUUUGCAACGGCAAGGAUUUCAGGAUCAAGCAAUGCACCAAAGUCAACAUGGAGGAUUUUAUUACCGUCCAUCACGAAAUGGGACACAUCCAGUACUUUUUACAGUACAAAAAUCUGCCGCUAGUCUACCGGGAAGGGGCCAAUUCUGGUUUUCACGAAGCUGUAGGCGAUACUCUAGCCCUCUCUGUCCAGACCACCAAACAUCUGAAGGAAAUUGGAUUGUUAGACAAAUCAACGCCGACCGAUGACGAGGCGACCAUCAAUUACCUGUUGUCGACAGCAUUGGAUAAAAUCGCCUUUUUCCCGUUUGCCUACAUCAUGGACAAGUGGCGAUGGGAUGUGUUUGACGGGUCCGUUACAUCGGCCGAUUACAAUUGCCAUUGGUGGAAACUUCGUGAGGAGUACCAAGGCAUCAGAUCGCCAGUUACAAGAUCCGAAGUUGAUUUCGAUCCCGGAGCAAAAUAUCACAUUGCAGCCAACGUUGAAUACAUCCGGUAUUUUGUGAGUUUCGUCAUCCAGUUUCAGUUUUACAAAUCAAUGUGCGUGACAGCCGGACAAUAUGAUCCGCACAAUCCAUCCCAAUCACUUCACGAGUGCGACUUUUACAGGAACAAGGAAGCCGGGGCCAAAUUGGGGGCAAUGUUGGCUAUGGGAUCUUCGCGACCUUGGCCGGAAGCGAUGCGAGCCGUCACUGGACAAGAUCGGAUGGACGCCAACGCCUUCCGUGAAUAUUUCAAGCCCCUGGAGGUGUGGCUGAUUGCCAAGAACAAGGAACUCGGUGAACCUGUCGGAUGGAAUUCAGGUGGACUAAAUUGCCAGAAAAACCCUCCGCCCACUUCAACCACCCAACAUCCGCCGCCCAUGACCCAACCACUCGGUCCUAAAUCUGGCGGCCAAACGGUUUUCUUGCCUCAUUACGCCUGGAUUUUAGUCGUCUUUUAUUCCCUCCUCAAUCUCGUUGUCUAAAAAAGAGUAAAUUUUUCUAUAUUUGUUUUCAUUCUCGAAAAUGAGAGCUGUAGUUACGUCGAUUAGUUUUAUUUUUCUCUUAAGUAUUUUGCAAAGUAAUGGCAAGUUGGCUGUUUUUGUGAUCAUACAACGAAUACAGUCGGUUACAGCGA